UAGCAACAACAAACCCACCUGCCUUAAAUGGCAGUGGCGAUCAGCAGCUUGCUGUUGUCGUUCCUCUUUGACUAUUUGCCUGUGACAGCUGGUUAGAGGCAGUCUGACAGCAUAACAUGAAUACACGGGAAAGUGAAAGCGCAAACAUUUAAUUAUAGUCGUUGGGUACUCGGCGUUUUUUGUCAGUUAACCAUUUAUCAGUUGCUCUUUUUCAGCCGUCCUCCUCCGCUACAUUGACGUUAACGUUAGCUUAGCUUGCUAGCAAUCAGCGACAUUAUGGAAUGCGUAUAAAUGGAAGAGCUCUUCCUCGUUGGGUUUACCAUAAGGAGCAGUUCUGUUUUCAGUGGCUGACUUGGAUGAUACAUCCUCAGAGACUUCCCGUAAAAGGCUCACAAACUGCUAUGGAGCCGCACGCGGCUAUAGGCUGUGUGAACAUUUGCAGUCUGACCAGCACCUUGCCUGUGAUUCCCUACCAGAAGCUGACAGACCUGUACUACCUGAGCAGAGGGGGCUUCGGCACCGUGUUCAAAGCGCAGCACUCCGACUGGAGGACCACUGUGGCCAUCAAGUGUCUGAAACUCGAUUGUCCUGUUGGAGAAAGAGAGAGGAACUGCCUGCUGAAGGAGGCCGAGGUGCUCCACAAAGCCAGGUUCAACUACAUCAUCCAGAUCUUUGGCAUCUGCAACGAGCCCGAGUUUUUCUGUAUUGUCACCGAGUUUAUGAGCAAUGGCUCUCUGGACCUGUUGCUCCACGAGAAGGACAUGUACCCCAGGCUUGCCUGGCCUUUGCGACUGAGGAUCCUGUAUGAGAUUGCCCUCGGGGUUAACUUCCUUCACAACAUGAACCCACCCCUCUUACAUCACGACCUAAAGACACAGAACAUACUGUUGGAUGGUGAAUUUCAUGUUAAGAUCGCUGACUUUGGCCUUUCAAAGUGGCGACAGCUGUCCGUCAGUAAAGGCUCGGGGUCCAAGCCCACAGAGAUGGGGGGCACAGUGAUCUACAUGCCCCCUGAGAGGUACGAACCUUCCAAGAGCCGUCGGGCAGAUGUGAAACACGACAUGUACAGCUAUGCCAUCAUUAUGUGGGAAGUGCUAUCCAGGCAGAUUCCAUUUGAAGAGGUGACCAACCCAAUGCAGAUCAUGUUCAGUGUGCUACGUGGGUUGCGUCCUGACACAAGUCUGGGCAGUCUGCCUGCUGACAUCCCCAGUAGAGAAACUCUCAUCACUUUAAUGACCUGCGGUUGGACCGCUAACCCCGAUGAACGACCUUCCUUCCUCAAGUGUUUGAUUGAGCUGGAGCCCAUGGUGAGGAAUUUUGACGAAAUCGACUUACUGGAGGCCGUGUUGGAGAUCAAGAGGUCAAAGUUGAAGCAAGGAUCGGCCUGUUGUUCAGCCCAGUCAGUGAGUGAGAAGAGAAGCGAGGAGGGAUCCCUGAACAUGCUGAAGGACAGGCUCAGCCCCUGGCCGGAGAGCUCCACCUCAGGCUCAGGCUCUUGUUCCUCCCAGGACACAGACAUAUCUCUACCAGGUGCCCUCAUCAGCAGCAAUGCUGCACCUUCUAAAGAGGGGCAUCUGUCGUCAUAUUUGGCUCAUACUCUAGAGCGUCCUGAGUCUUUGAUAGACAACUGCACAGGCAACAAUCUGAAUGGCUACCAGAGUGCCAGGCCCCUUAACUAUUUGAACAUACCCAUCAAACCAGGCCUGCCUGUCACUGAAUAUGAGACACAGCUGGAUAACCUCACCCUCAAGCCUCAGCAACAAGCAGAUAACUCUCCUCCAUUGCGGCAUUCCCCUCCCUCACAAGGCCCAAUUGCCCAGUGGAUCGCGACACGGCGUGAGGAUAUUGUCUCCCAGAUGACAGAGGCCUGUCUGAACCAAAGCUUGGAUGCCCUGCUGGCCCAAACCAUGCUUAUGCGGGAGGAUUACGAGCUGGUGAAGACCCAGCCGACGCGCACUGCUAAGGUCCGCCAGCUCCUGGACAACUGUCACCGACACAACGAAGACUUCUGCCGCAUUGUCGUCCGCAAGCUGUGUGACAACAAGCAAAUGGGCCUGCAGCCGUUCCCACCUGAAAUCGGCUCCCCUACACUCGUCCCCAACACACCGCUGCUGUCCACGUCCUGCAAUAUCCCCAGGAACAAGUAGCAGCAGUCACAGCCAAUCAAUGAAAACAAUCCAGAUUAUUAACUGUGCCAACUUUACACUACAACUCUUACCUGUUCUGUUUGUCGUCAAGAUGGUCACUGUGGUUUCUGUCAGUCUUUCCCUCAAAGAGAAGGAGGAACUGAGGGCUGCGUGAGCAAAAAGAGUCACAGGUACAAAACUAAGCUUUUGGCUUUGAAGAAUACCCACUCACGAGAGACAAAAUGUUUUAUUCUGUAUAAUCAGAAUCAAAAGUUUGAAGGAAUCAAUGAUUUUAUUUAACAAUGUCAUGGAUUUAUUGAGAAAAUGUAUUUAUAAGUCCCUUCAUUCUGAGUGGAUGUAUCGCAGAGUUUCUCUCCUCCUUUGCUUUUGUCUCCAAAGCUCAGGUGUGUGUGUGUGUGUGUGUGUGUGUGUGUGUGUGUGUGUGUGUGUGUGUGUGUGUGUGUGUGUGUGUGUGGCCAUUUUCAAUCUUAAUGUUGGUGAACUCUCCUGAUAAUGUUUACUGCCUGAGAAAGUGAGCGAGCAUGUGGCCCUCAGUGUCUUUGUAUUGAAGCUAAGUAUGUAGUCUUGGACAUUAACAGCUUCACCUAACUGUAGUGUUGGAAUGAGUUGUGAUUUUGAUAGACUGUGACCCCAUGGGAAGUUUUUGACCCUUCCCCGGGCUCUUUUUCCUCCCCCUCCUUUUCUUUUUACUGCUGAACUAAAGAGAGUCGCUGGGACGUUGAGUAAAGAGGAAGUUGACAUUGUAAGAUAACACUCAGAAUGAGAGGGAUGUGUGUCUGUCUGCAUGUCUUUGUCUAGAUUAAAAGUGGACCAAAGUGAUCUAAUUUCUUUUGGUCUUCUCAGUAGUGGCCUCACCUCUCAGUAUUUUUAAUAGUGUUGUUUUAAUAGUGACACUUCAGACUCAUCUGGAUACUUCCAGAGUUGCAGUUUAUCGAUGGGUUUCACAUUUUUGAUGCUGCUGAGCUGCUCUGCAGGAGAAAUGCAACACAUGAACAUAUAAGAUCAAACAGACUUUGCUUGUAGCAACCUUUAGUUUACCUGCUUUAUAAAGUGCACUCUAAGCAGCCAAUGCUCAGUUUAUCACUCUCUAGACUCGUACGUUUUCUAUUGUAGCUGUGCUUCCUAAUCUGCUCAAAAUGACAGACACCUGUUUAUAAAAUCAUUUUCACUCUGUUUCUCAUAUACAGAGAUCAGUGACAUUUAGCAAGGCUUAAUGCAAGAAAAUACACAUUUUCACAUUAAGACAGUAGCACCAGAUUGUUUGUAUAAGUAAUACUGAGUAAUACAGUUUUUGAAUUACUUCAUGCAUUGUAAACAAAUUAUUUCUGUUUCCAUGACACAGGUGUUACUUUCAGUCCUCCUUAUAGCCAUGUUUGUAUAUGUGUGUGUAAUAGGACUGCAACUAACAAUUCCUUGACAAUUAUUUUCUUGAUCAGUCGUUUGGUCUAUAAAAUGGUAGAAAAUGUUUCCCAGAGCCCAAGGUGACAUCUUCAUAUUUUGUCCAAAACCCAAAGAUAUUUAGUUUACUGUCAUAGAAGACUAUUCACUUAUAAAUGGCUGGAACCAGUGAAUAUUUGGUAUUUUUGCUUAAAAAUAACUUAAUUGUUUUUAAAAAAAAUAGUUGAAGAUUAAUUUUCACAUUAAUUGAUUAACAAAUUGAUUCAUCAACUGACUGUUUCAGCUCUAGUGUGUAUGUUGUGUGCAGGUAUACAUCUCAUUAAGGGUCUUACUGUCUUCAUCACUGCCUUUACUUCCUACUUCCUGGGUAGCAGUAGUAAAAUAGAUACAGUAGUGUAGCUGUGUCAUUUACUGUCAUUACAUCCACAAAUUCCCCACACAAUAACCUUUGUAUUGUUCACUAUCAUUGGGUUCAAAGUUAUUUUCAGUUCAAUAAAGAACUUUAAAAAACACUGUGGGAAAUGAGCCACAGCAGGUCAUUCUUUCUCAAUUACGUAUAUCAUGUCAUUUAAAUGACAACAGGAAGGCCAAGCAAGGUCGAUAUGUUUCCAUAAUGUUGCCUUGUCUUUGAUAACUGUGCCUCAUAUUCUGCUUUUGGUCUCAACUAUAGAAAUGUGCAAAAGCGUUUUACACAUAUCAAGAAACGUUGAGUAAAAAUGCUAAAAAGCUUAAAUAUGUUGUAACAUAUUUUUUACUGUAGAUGAUAGUUUCAUCUUUUUUUAUAUAUAUUUUCAUUUGUGAUCUCUUGGUAAAAACUCAUGCAUUGUUUUUGUUAAGUGAUGAUUUGAUAUUCGUAGAAUCACCUUCUUCAAAAUAGCGGCCUCAUUUGGUGCUCAUGUCAUUAUCGGUGUCAUAAUGUGUUACAGAACCAUAGACGUACAGAACGUUCAGUUGAUAUGUAGCUGUGGUUUCAAAAGAAACUAGAUUUUUCAUAUAUUGUAUCAACCUCUUCAUUAAAAUGGGUUCUCAGUUUUAA
Molecule: messenger RNA, 4581 nt
Organism: Sander lucioperca (pikeperch)
Lineage: Eukaryota; Metazoa; Chordata; Actinopteri; Perciformes; Percidae
Product: receptor-interacting serine/threonine-protein kinase 2
Exons: 11
Coding region: 282-2147 (621 amino acids)
Biological process (GO): innate immune response; regulation of apoptotic process; protein phosphorylation
Molecular function (GO): ATP binding; JUN kinase kinase kinase activity
Source: RefSeq, a predicted model, not a curated record